AUGAUGGGGAAGGUGAUUGGGGAGGGAGUGUUGAUUGUGCUGGUUUUGAUGAUAGUGAGUGAAAAUGUUGAGGCUCAACCUAAGUCAAUUCUUAUCAACUGUGGUUCAAAUUCUUCUGUGAAUGUUGAUGGUAGGAGAUGGAUUGGGGAUAUGGGUUCUAAUAACAAUGUUACCCUUAAUUCUCCUGGUGUUGUUGCUUCUACUGAUACAUUAAGUGGGAAUUCAAUCUAUGAGCCGCUUUAUCGAAUGGCGAGAGUUUUUACGGCUUCUUUGAAUUACACAAUCAGAGGAGUUCAGGGAAAGUAUUUUGUUAGGUUUCAUUUAUGUCCCUUUGAGAUUGUGGACCACAAUGUGAAUGAGUCCUCGUUUGGUGUUGUUGUCAAUGGUAUGAAACUUUUGUCGGAGUUUAAUGUUGCGGGCAAGAUAUCCGAAAAGAAUGUGAACUUGCAGAAUUCAGGAAAGAAUUCGAGUUUGUUCUUUAUGGUUAAGGAGUAUAUUCUUGAUGUCAAUGAUGGUUUGCUUCUGAUUGAGUUUGUUCCGAGUAGAAACUCGUUUGGCUUCAUCAAUGCCAUUGAGAUUGUUCCGGUUGUUGGCGAGCUUUUUGAUGGCUCGGUCGGUAAGGUUGGUGGUGGAAACUUGAAUUUGGCUGGACAUGGGAUGGAGACCAUGUAUAGGUUAAAUGUUGGUGGUCCUGAGAUUCGAUCCAAUGAGGAUCCUGAUCUUCGGAGAAUUUGGGAAGUUGAUUCUAGCUAUAUGAUCACGGAAAAUGCCGGAGUAGGAAUGAAGAACAGCUCUAAUAUUACAUAUGCUUCUGUGAAUGAUACUUCAGUAGCUCCUCUCCUUGUGUAUGAAACUGCAAGGGCAAUGUCCAACACUGAAGUCUUAGACAAGAGAUUUAACAUGUCAUGGAAAUUCGAAGUAGAUCCUGAUUUUGAUUACGUUGUCCGGUUACAUUUCUGCGAGCUGAUGUAUGAUAAGUCAAACGAGAGAGUGUUCAGGAUCUACAUAAACAACAGGACAGCUGCGGAUAAUCUCGAUAUUUUUGUUCGAGCAGGAGGGAAGAAUAAAGCGUAUCACCAAGAUCAUUAUGAUUCCGCGUCGAUGAGGAUGGGCACGCUUUGGGUUCAACUAGGUCCUGAUACCGCUGCUGGUGCUGCAGGAACUGAUGCUCUCUUGAAUGGUCUCGAGAUUUUCAAGCUUAGUCGGAAUGGGAAUCUUGCCUAUGUGGAGAGAUACAACUCAGCUGGGAAUUCGGGAAGCAAAUCAAAAUCUAAAGUUCUUUGGAUUGGAGUUGGAGCAGGUAUAGCUUCUGUGGCUAUAAUUGCGUGUAUAGGUGUCUUUGUUUUCUGUUUCUGCAAAACGAGAAAAGAAUCAAGUGAUACCAAAAACAACUCUCCUGGUUGGCUACCGAUAUUCCUUUACGGAGGGGCUGCUGUAAACAGCACUGUAGGUGUCAAGGCAUCAAAUGGAAAUCAGAAGUUAUAUGGAUCUGUGGCCUCAACCGGAGCUGGUAAGCGGUUCACAUUAGCUGAAAUCAACGCUGCAACGAAGAGUUUCGACGAGAGUUUGGUCAUUGGAGUUGGAGGCUUUGGCAAGGUGUAUAAGGGAGAAAUUGACGAUGGUGUGCCUGCUGCAAUUAAGCGUGCCAAUCCGCAGUCCGAACAAGGUCUAGCUGAAUUCGAGACCGAAAUAGAGAUGCUCUCAAAACUAAGACACCGGCAUUUAGUGUCUUUGAUUGGUUUCUGUGAGGAGAAAAGUGAAAUGAUUUUGGUUUAUGAGUACAUGGCAAAUGGAACUCUAAGAAGUCAUCUAUUUGGAAGUAAUCUCCCUCCACUAACAUGGAAGCAGCGCCUCGAAGCUUGUAUAGGUGCUGCAAGGGGACUUCACUACCUUCACACGGGAGCCGACCGAGGAAUAAUUCACCGAGAUGUCAAAACAACCAACAUACUGUUGGACGAGAAUUUUGUAGCGAAAAUGGCUGAUUUCGGUUUAUCAAAAGACGGUCCUGCUUUUGAACACACCCAUGUUAGCACUGCUGUGAAAGGAAGUUUCGGCUAUCUCGAUCCAGAGUAUUUCAGAAGACAACAGUUAACCGAGAAAUCAGAUAUUUACUCUUUCGGAGUUGUUCUGUUUGAAGCUGUUUGUGCUAGAGCUGUGAUAAACCCUACCUUGCCUAAAGACCAAAUCAAUCUUGCAGAAUGGGCAUUGAGAUGGCAAAGAGAAAGAUCGCUCGAAAAAAUCAUCGAUCCACAUCUCGAAGGAAAUUAUUGCCCCGAAUCAUUGUCUAAGUUCGGGGAGAUAGCUGAAAAAUGUCUCGCCGAUGAUGGUAAAAGCCGACCUACCAUGGGAGAGGUGUUAUGGCACUUGGAAUAUGUGUUACAGCUACAUGAAGCUUGGCUCAACAUGGACAACAACAAUAACAAUAGCACAGAAAAUUCCUUCUCUAGAAUUGAAGUUGGGAAAGAGCAUUCAAAUCAAGAUGAAGAAGCAUGA
Lathyrus sativus (Indian pea) is the source of this 2493-nucleotide messenger RNA. Lineage: Eukaryota; Viridiplantae; Streptophyta; Magnoliopsida; Fabales; Fabaceae. The record is from the annotation of a GenBank genome assembly.